Molecule: messenger RNA, 513 nt
Organism: Corythoichthys intestinalis (scribbled pipefish)
Lineage: Eukaryota; Metazoa; Chordata; Actinopteri; Syngnathiformes; Syngnathidae
Gene: rps25
Product: ribosomal protein S25
Exons: 5
Coding region: 77-448 (123 amino acids)
Cellular component (GO): cytosolic small ribosomal subunit
Molecular function (GO): structural constituent of ribosome
Source: RefSeq, a predicted model, not a curated record
UUCCGCACAUACGGGUUGCCAGAGUGAGUUUCGCACGGACUAACUUCCUUUCGCUCCGACAUCUUGAAGAGGAAACAUGCCUCCCAAGACUGAUAAGAAAAAGGACACUGGGAAGUCCAAAAAAGACAAGGACCCAGUCAACAAGUCUGGAGGCAAAGCCAAGAAGAAGAAGUGGUCUAAGGGAAAGGUGAGGGACAAGCUCAACAACCUGAUCCUCUUUGACAAAGCCACCUAUGACAAGCUGUACAAAGAAGUUCCCAACUACAAGCUCAUCACACCCGCUGUUGUGUCGGAGAGGCUGAAGAUCCGUGGCUCCCUGGCGAGGAACGCUCUGCAGGAAUUGCUCGCUAAAGGUAUGAUCAAGCUGGUGUCCAAGCACAGAGCUCAGCUCAUCUACACACGCAACACCAAGGGUGGGGAUGAGGAGGUACCAGCAGAGAAAGCAUAAGCAGGUUCUCCUGUUUGUUUCCUUUGUGCUCUUUGUUGGAAAAUUGAAUAAAAUGUAAAGACAAA